CUCGUCGCGACGGUGCAAGCACGCUCUCUGACAACAUGCACCACGAGCGACCAGCCACAACGGAGGUGCGUGUUUGCACCGGCUCGGAUGCGGUGAAGCGAGUGUGGUAUGUUGCGAUCAGACGCGGCGCCUGUAGACAUGCCAUUACGAACACCGACACGGCCGCGACCGCUGACGCAACAACACAUAUUUCAAUUCACCGCAGCAUGCUCAUGGAACGAACCAAGCGGCUCAUCUCGAUCGAGGAGCUCGAAGACAGCGAGAGCUCCGGCAUCUUUGCGGCCCCGAACGGUUCUCGGUCGCAGACGUCGAUCCUCGUCAAGAGCAGUUGGCCGUACCCGUGGAAGCAACCGCCCGCCAUCGCCGACGAACGCGACCGCCUUGCUGCACUGCGCCAGUUUGACGUGCUCGACACGCCGCCCGAGCGCGUCUUUGAGGUCAUUUGCGAGCUCGCAACGAGCGUGCUCCAGUGCCCAAUCGCAGGCGUGACCUUUCUCGAUACCGACCGCCAGUGGUUCAAGGCUCGCCGCGGCUGGAUCGAAGCUGAGAUCCAUCGCGACAUUGCCUUUUGCGCCCACACUGUGGCGUGCGCCGAGCCCAUGGUUGUGCUGGACGCGAGCCGCGACACCAAGUUCGCGCUCAACCCGCUCGUGCUCGGACCCACCGGCGUCCGUUUCUACGCCGGUGCGCCAAUCACGACGGCGGCCGGACACGCAAUUGGGACGGUGUGCGUCUAUGACACGCGUCCGCACGACUCUGUCGACAUGGCGACCCUCGAAAAGCUCGCGAGCGUUGCACUCCUCCACCUCGAAGACCGCUUGCGGGCGCCGGUGGCGACCGAAGUUCAAGACGACACGUUGAGCGCAUUUGAAGGACCCGUGCUCUCGAUGCAUGAGCUCUUGCGCAUGCGCGACUGCGUCCCGAAAGCUCAGUGCAGUCGCUGCACUCGCUGCCACCGCGCGUUUACCCUCUUCCGCCACAAAAAGCAUUGCCGUGCGUGCGGUGAAGUCUUUUGCAGCUUUUGCGCGCUGCCGACGCGCGCCCAGCAGCGCCGGGGGCCGCGCGUCUUCAAGAUCCACGUGUGUCUUACGUGCAUCAACAUUGGCACGGUCCUGGGUCAUUUCCGACUCUGCCGCAGCGUGCGCAACUCGCUCCAUGGAAGCAACGACGGCGCGGACGAGGCUUUGACACCGAAAGAACUCGAGCAAAUCCAGCGUCUCGAAGACAAAGACACGCUGUCGCCGACCCGGCUCAUGCCGACGAGCGAGUGCAUUCCGUUUGACGAGCGCGGGUGCUGCCACGUGUGUAGCCGCCACUUUAACCUGUUUCGACCCAAACACUCGUGCCGUGUGUGUGGGGACGUGGUCUGCAGUCACUGCUCCAAGAAAAAGCUCGCGAUCGUCGAUGGCACCAACGAAACUGAGAUGGAGCCCGUGACUGUGUGCGUCGAGUGCAACGUGACGUUGACCAACACGGCGCUUCGUGACGACACGAUGCCGCUGGCGUUGGCAUCGGACUUUGAGGCGUUCAACAACAGUCGCCGUGAACGCAACUCGAUGAAGAACGCGCUGGACACGGUGAAGACCCUUCUCGUCUCAGCCGACGAGCGCACACUGUCGGCGGGCCGGUCGUCGCUCGCAGACAAGCCGACCGAGUUGACUCCUGCUGGGGCGUAGUCAACUAGUUCAUUGCAUGCGACUAACUUAUGCGGAAUGUAACCGACUUUGAUGUGAUUGGCU
Saprolegnia diclina VS20 is the source of this 1739-nucleotide messenger RNA. RefSeq lists its product as hypothetical. The transcript is spliced from 3 exons. Gene Ontology annotation, molecular function: protein binding; metal ion binding. Bases 36 to 1676 code for a protein of 546 amino acids. NCBI's taxonomy places the organism in Eukaryota, Oomycota, Saprolegniomycetes, Saprolegniales, Saprolegniaceae. The record is from RefSeq and is a predicted model, not a curated record.